AUGCACAUUUGUUAUAGCAAGGACAUAAGUGAUCCAAGGGUCCUUAGUGAUGUUGGGGACAUGCCAAUUCAAGAGCUGCACGAAGCUCAAAUUGAUGAUGACAGAUUGAUGCAGUGCAUCACUGAUUGUGUCACAGAAGUCAUGAAUGUUAGUCCAAUGAGGCCUUUGGUCCUUGGUGGGGACCACUCGAUUUCUUUCCCGGUGGUGAGAGCCGUGUCCGAGAAGCUUGGAGGCCCAGUUGACAUCCUCCACAUUGACGCUCAUCCGGAUCUCUAUGAGGCCUUCAUGGGGGACCCUUACUCUCAUGCAUCACCCUUUGCAAGAAUCAUGGAGAAUGGCUAUUGCAGAAACCUCGUGCAGGUUGGGAUCAGAUCAAUCAACUCAGAAGGGCGUCAACAAGCGCAGAGAUUCGGCGUGAAGCAGAUCGAAAUGCGAAACUACGAAGAUCACAGGGAGGAACUGGAAAAUCUGACAUUAGGUGUAGGUGACGAUGUGAAAGGAGUGUACGUAUCGAUCGACUGCGACGGUGGACUGUCCUUCAGGGAUGUGAUGAACAUUGUCCAAAACCUAAAGGGUGACAUUGUUGGUGCUGACGUGGUGGAGUUCAACCCGCAGCUUGACCCAGCCGAGGGCCAGGGCCUUACCAUGUUUGUUGCCGCCAAAGUUGUCCGAGAAGUUGCCGCCAAAAUGUCCAAGUGA
Striga asiatica is the source of this 699-nucleotide messenger RNA. The record is from the annotation of a GenBank genome assembly. Lineage: Eukaryota; Viridiplantae; Streptophyta; Magnoliopsida; Lamiales; Orobanchaceae.